UCGUUUCGCUUUUGAAUCGUCCCAUUCCAUCCACUGUGGUGCUCUAGGGUUUUUCUCUGCCGACGAAUCGAGGAACACCCACCAACUACUGAUGUCUCCGUCUCCUGCUCUCUACUCCGGCGCCAGCACUCUUGCUCUGGUGGCUCGCGCUUCGGCUUUCGGCUUGGGUCUCGUCUACGGGAAUGUAAAGCUCAAGAUUUUGAAGAUACAAACGAAGUCACACAAGAAGGCUGAAGCCGGUGCUCAUCAUUAAAUUGCUCAUACCUUUGGAAUAAAUCUCAGCAUGCAGAUGUUGAUUCUGAAGCCCUUCUGGUGAAACUUCUAGAUUCUCUUUUUUAGCAAAAAAAAAAGUCUAUUUAAAUGCAUCUUGUGAUUCUCUUUUAACUGUGUUUGGAACCAAAAUUGGUCAUGGUUUAGAGCAACUUGAUUUUUGGUGCAAUCGGAUAACAUGGUAUAUUUUCCAUCUUAAUUUUCUGCAACUGCA
Tarenaya hassleriana is the source of this 484-nucleotide messenger RNA. RefSeq lists its product as uncharacterized. The transcript has 3 exons. The record is from RefSeq and is a predicted model, not a curated record. The coding region runs from base 92 to 253 and encodes 53 amino acids. Lineage: Eukaryota; Viridiplantae; Streptophyta; Magnoliopsida; Brassicales; Cleomaceae.